Molecule: messenger RNA, 846 nt
Organism: Dioscorea cayenensis subsp. rotundata (Guinea yam)
Lineage: Eukaryota; Viridiplantae; Streptophyta; Magnoliopsida; Dioscoreales; Dioscoreaceae
Product: protein MIZU-KUSSEI 1-like
Exons: 1
Coding region: 38-793 (251 amino acids)
Biological process (GO): hydrotropism
Source: RefSeq, a predicted model, not a curated record
UGAGUGAAUCAAUAUACAUUUCAUUCCAUCUUAGAGCAUGAGCACCAUCAUGGCCAGAAGUCCUCUUGAGUCCUCUUCAUCCAGGAGAAACUUCCAGUGGAUUUCAAGAGGAAGUGUUAAAGAGUCUGAGAAGAAGUAUGGUGAAGAAGAAUUUACAUUCUUCACAGAUGAAGAAGCCCCUACGGCGACUGCCAUGGCUUCUCCGGCUGCCACGAAGAAGAAAACUUUAUCAUCUGCUUCAGUUGCUGUUAUGAGAUUGCGGUCGGUUAUCGCUGCUGUUAUCGCCGGAAGAGAUAGGUUGGCUGGGCUCGGUCCUCGGGUCACCGGGACUAUAUUUGGCCGUCGGAGAGGACAUGUCAAGUUGGCCUUUCAGGCUGAUCAGAGAUCUUCUCCUGCCAUUCUUGUUGAGCUUGCAAAGCCAACAAGUGCUCUUGUGAGAGAGAUGGCCUCAGGGAUGGUGAGGAUUGCUCUCGAGGCCGAGAAGGCCGUGGCUUCGACCGGGAGGCUGUUAGAUCAACCAUUGUGGCAGGCUUACUGCAACGGGAGGAAAUGCGGCUACGCCGUGCGGCGAGAAUGCGGUGCCAGUGAUUGGAAGGUAUUGAAGGCUAUCGAACCGGUGACGAUGGGGGCCGGUGUGUUACCGGCCGAAGGCGAUGAGCCGGAGGGGGAAAUGAUGUUCAUGAGAGCGAGGUUUGAGAGAGUGGUUGGUUCCAGGGACUCUGAAGCAUUCUACAUGAUGAAUCCUGAUGGAAAUUCUGGAGCUGAACUUAGUGUGUACUUGCUUAGAGUUUGAAUGCUACAAUUACUGUUGAUAUUAAUGAAUUACGUAAUUUACGUUCCUAGUUU